CCAAAGCCACCGGCUGGCCCCAGUGCAUCCUCACAUAAGUGCGCAGAUCCCGGGCUUGGGGUGCGACGGCGGUCUCACGUGGAAGCGGAUUGCAGACCCCUGGCAAAUUGUGGAGCUGGGGGAAGGAUUCAAGAUGGAUUGGCAUCAAAGUUCACUUCUUUAACAAAAGUGCUUUAUGACUUUAAUAAAAUGUUAGAGAAUGGUAGGAUCUGUGGAAGCCCUUUACAAAAACUUGUGAUAGAAAGUUUUGAUGAUGAGCAGACUUUGCAACAACUGGAAUUGCAAAAUGAACCAAUUUUACAAUGCUUCCAGAGUGCAGUUAGUGAAAAAGAUGAAGGUAUCAGUCUUCUCUCAGAGAGUGAAAAACAGGAGGGUGAAGAGGAUGGUUCAGAGACAGAGGCUGAUGGCCAGGAGGACCUAGAAGAUUUAGAGGAGGAGGAGGAAAUGUCAGAUAUGGGUGGUGACAAUCCUGAAGUGGGUGAGAGAGCUAAAAACUCAAGCAAAUUCGAUCUGAGGAAAAACCCAGUUUUCAGUGAUGAGGAUUCUGACCAUGACUUUGAUAUCGACAAACUGGAACAGCAGAGCAAGGUGCAAAACAAAGGACAUGGAAAACCAAGAGAAAAGUCCAUAGUAGACAAGAAAUUCUUCCAACUCUCUGAAAAUGAGGCCGAUUUAGAAAACAGGGAAAAAGAAGAGGAACAAAAAGAUGAUAAUGAUGAUGAGGUGGAAGAUACUGAUUUUUUUGAAGAUAUUGAUUCUGAUGAAGAUGAGGGGGGACUGUUUGGAAGUAAAACACUUAAGUCAGGUAAAAGUUUCAGAAAUGUGAAGUACAGUUUUUUUGAUCCAGUCGAAAGUGAUGAAGACAUAGCAAGUGAUCAUGAUGAUGAGCUGGGUUCAAAAGAUGAUGAAAUUGUUGAAGAAGCAGCAGAAGAACUAAGCAUUUCUGAAAUGGAUGAAGAUGAUGAUCUGGAAGAAAGUGAAGACAGUAAACAAUGUAAAGACAGCUUGAAAAGAGUGAACUUUGCUUUGCCGGAUGAUGAGGCAACUGAAGAUGCAGGUGUUUUAAAUGUAAAGAAAAAUUCUGAUGAAGUUAAAUCCUCUUGUGAAAAAAAACAGGAAAAGGUAAUAGGAAUUUAAGGAAUUUUUAAUAUGCUUGACAUGAUUGUGGAACUCACAGAAUACUAACAAAUCUUCCCUAUUUUUCUUUUUCUUUUUUUUUUUUUUUGAGAUGGACCAAGGACCAGUUUUUCUAACUUCAAAUAUUAUGUGCAACAUUAGCAUCUAUCUGCAUAAAACUAUCUGCAUAAAACUUCAAAUGCCUUAUCCUCCAGGUUUCUUGAUGACUUCCAAUAAUCAUUUCCUUUAUAAUAGCUUAUCACCACACAACUUUCUAGCUACCUCACCCAUGGCAAAUUCUAGACCUUAUUAUCAGUACUCAUAUCAUUUCUAAAAUCUCUAUUUUAAACAUGUAUUUUUAAAAAUCUCCAGUUAUGACCUUUUCCGGUGGGUUCUUCUUUAUAAAAGUUCUGGUUAUUUUGAAGUCUCAAAGUGCUGGGAUUACAGGCUUGAGCCACCGAGCCCAGCCUGUGGUUUCUAUUUAACACACAUAAAGUACUCAGCUGACUUUAGGAUAUGUAGUAAAUAUUCAUUAAGUGUCAGUUGUGUCUGGAAGGCGCUUUCCCACCUUCAAGAAGCAAUUCAAACUUCUUGUCCCCCUGCUCAGCUCUAUUUGGCGUUUCUCCUUCUGGGCACCUAGAGCACUUUCACCUACAUCUUAUUUCACAUCUCAUGUUAUAGUGAUUUUUAAAAUUAUCACAUGUCCUGGUCUCUGAAAUCAAGAGAAUAUUAUUUUAUAUUUUAUUAUAAUCUCAGUUUAUUAUAAAGGUGCCUGACACAUAGUAGGCAUUCAAAGAUUGUUGCUGGUUAAAUACUUAUGACCAAUUGAUCUUUGAUUUGGGAUAAAGCAUAUAGAAAAAUAAGAGAAGAAAAGAUGGAGUUGAACUGUAGAACAUGGGCAAGAGAGACAUUUAAGGAUUUCAUUGUAUUCAAUUGCUUGGCUGUCUGGGAAUUGGUGAUUAUGAAAUAUAUAAUGUGAUUUGACCCAGUGAAAAUUGGGCAGGUGAAUGAAACUCUAUUUGGGAAGAUUGGCACUCUUGAGAACUGACAAAAACUGUAUCUUCCAUCAGCUUUAGUGUUAUUUCGGUUCUGCUUACCUGUGGCUAUUAAUCCCGAUCCUAACUGCUGUAGAACCUAAUAUCCUCCCAAAUGCCAUCCUCUACAAAUUGCAAAAGUAUUUUCUCAGACAAAUUCUGAGUUUCUCUCAACCUGCUGAGGUGAAUUUGCAAUUACUUUUUGGCCUGGAGAACAUACCUUUAAGACGCAACUUUGAAAAAUGAAUUCCAAAGCACCAUUAUUGUGCAUGUAGAAGAAAUCCUUAUUUUGCAUAUUAUUCACCUUGAUCUGAAUCUUUUAUAUUGCUUGGUUUAUGUGGGGUUUAUGGUAUGUGCAGGGAUUUUUCUCCUUCAUAAAGGAGAUGGCUCAGCCAUCUACUCAAAGUGAGUUUGAUUUAAAUAUCAAUAUUAGGAAGCUGAAUUGCUUCAGAAGAUUGUGAGACUGAAAGCAAUUGUUCUGCUCAGCUCCCCAAGGACAAAGCAAGGGAAUUGAGCCUUGUCCAGGACCAUGGGAAAGUGUCAACUUGGAUGACAGGCUGGUGUUACUGAAACAUUUUAAAACAAUUGUUUACAUGAGAAUUAUUUUUUAAAGAACUGUGGUGUGAAUCACUCAGUCUCUUAGGUAGCUGACAAAUUUAUACAAGUUAUCAGUGAGAUAGAUGGGCAGGUGGUAAUUUUUUUUUUCCUGUUAACUAAGAGUUGGUGCCAGGGAGGCCCAGGGUCUAGGUUUCAUUUUUAUAAGGGUUAGCUAGCUAAAUUUAAUUUCCUACUGUUGAUAGCUCCUUAAUUUUCACUCUUAUACAGUAGUCCCCCCUUAUCCAUGGUUUCACUUCCUGCAGUUUCAGUUACCUGUGGUCAACCAUGGUCUGAAAAUAUUCGAUGGAAAAUUCUAGAAAUAAUUCAUAAAUUUUAAAUUGCAUUCCGUUCUGAGUAGUGUGAUGAAAUCUCACACUGUCUUGCCUGGGACAAGAAUCAUCGUUUUGUCCACCGUUUCUGCACUGUAAUACUGCUUGCCCAUUAGCCACCUAGUAGUGGCCUUGGCUAUCAGAUCAACUGUCACAAUAUUGCAAUGCUUGUGUUCAAAUAACCCUUGUUUUACUUAAUAAUGCCCCCAAAGUGCAAAAGUAGUGAUGCCGGCAGUUUGCAUAUACCAAAAAGAAGCUGUAAAUGAGUGCUUCCUUUAAGUGAAAAGGUGACCUUGAUGUUCCUUGGCUAGGGUUUAGUGCUAUCCACAGUUUUAGCCAUCUGCUGGGGGUCUGGGAGGGCAUCCCGCAUGGAUAAGGGGGACCACUGUAUUUUUAUAGAUGUUCUAUUUUAUUGCUAGUUGUUGUUAAUAUCUUACUAUGUCUAAUUUAUGAAUUAAACUUUAUCAUACGUAUGUACAUAUAGGAAAAAGUGUACAUAGGAUGUGGUACUAUCUGCAGUAUUCAGUCAUCCAUUAGAGGUCUUGGAAUGCGUCUUCUGUGGAUAAGGCAGACUACUAUAGUUAACAUUCAUUUAAACACAUAGGAUUCCACUGGAUCCUCAUGACUGCCCUGUGAAGUAGAUAGUUAUUCCCAUUUCAGAGAUGUAGAAACCCAGGCUCAAAGAAGCUAAAUAAUGAACUCAUGAACACAAAAUAGUAUGUGACUGUGAUUGUCAGUUUUAUGUGCCAACUCGUCUGGGUUAUAGUCCCCCAUUAUUCAAUCAAACAUUAAUCUAGGUGGUGUUGUCAAGAUAUUUUGUAGAUAUGGUUAAAGUCUAUAAUCAGUUGUCUUUUUUUUUUAAUUUAAAGAAAUUUAUUUUUUCUUUUUUUUUAUUAUACUUUAAGUUUGAGAGUACAUGUGCACAACAUGCAGGUUUGUUACAUAUGUAUACAUGUGCCAUGUUGGUGUGCUGCACCCUUAACUCGUCAUUUACAUUAGGUAUAUCUCCUAAUGCUAUCCCUCC
Molecule: messenger RNA, 4100 nt
Organism: Macaca mulatta (Rhesus monkey)
Lineage: Eukaryota; Metazoa; Chordata; Mammalia; Primates; Cercopithecidae
Product: U3 small nucleolar ribonucleoprotein MPP10
Biological process (GO): rRNA processing
Cellular component (GO): Mpp10 complex; nucleus; small-subunit processome
Source: RefSeq, a predicted model, not a curated record